Molecule: messenger RNA, 2719 nt
Organism: Lampris incognitus (smalleye Pacific opah)
Lineage: Eukaryota; Metazoa; Chordata; Actinopteri; Lampriformes; Lampridae
Gene: anapc15
Product: anaphase promoting complex subunit 15
Exons: 5
Coding region: 113-481 (122 amino acids)
Biological process (GO): regulation of mitotic cell cycle spindle assembly checkpoint
Cellular component (GO): anaphase-promoting complex
Source: RefSeq, a predicted model, not a curated record
GAAGAAGAGGAAGAAGAAGAAGAAUUUUAGUUUUUUUUCUUUUUUAGAAAGCCGUUGAGAGCCCGUCAGAUUUGAAUUGAGUCGCAGACUCCUCGUUGAAAGACUGACGGAGAUGUCCACUCUGUUCCCGUCGCUGUUUCCUCGGAUAACGGAGUCGCUGUGGUUUAAUCUUGACCGGCCGUGUGUAGAUGAGACGGAGCUACACCAGCAAGAACAGCAGCACCAAACAUGGUUACAGAGCAUUGCUGAGAAGGACAAUAACCUGAUGCCCAUCGGAAAACCCAUUUUUGAGCAAACAUUUGAUGAGGAGGAAGAGGAAGAAGAUGAGGAUGAGGAGGACAGCGAAGAAGACUCUGAAGAUGAAGAGGACAUGCAGGACAUGGAUGAGAUGAACGACUACAACGAGUCACCUGAUGAUGGCGAGAUCAACGAGGUGGACAUGGAGGGAGCAGACCAGGACCAGGACCAGUGGAUGAUUUAAAUCGAUACUUUGCAAGUCCUGACCAAGCCUUCUGAGGCAGGAUUCACACAGCCUCAAAAUCUGACUGACUGUUACCUCUUUGCUCUGUGGGGACAGAUACAAAAUUUGUCAGUAGAAAAAAAUAGUGCUCUUGGAUUGAAGCCUAUGCUGUUACAGCUGAAGGGGUAAUUGGGCUCAAGCUGUAUUGCCCCCCGCCCCCCUUCAGUCUCUUCACACAGCCUCGUUGGAUUGCAGUUCAUCUCUGCUGUUACCUUUGUCUACAGAUUCUAUAGUGUUCAUCCAUAGUGUUAUAAAGCCAGAGGUUGAGUUGUCAAAUGGCAAAAUGUGCAUGGAUGUGUAGUUAUUUUGUGCGUGCCUGCAUAUGUUCGAGAGCAAAUUUCUGAGACGGGAAUUACAGUGGAACAUUAGGGCCAGGCAAGAAAAAACAUAUUACAUUUUUCUUAAAAAAGUCAGAAUUUUGAAAUGGUCGGUUUUGAUGAUUUGAGAAUUAGUCAUUAGUGUGACAAAAUAAUUCAAAAACAAUUUUUUGACAUUCCAUGAAGUUACACAUCUUUGUAAAUUGUCAGUAGAAAUUAUAAAAUUGUCUUUAUUUCGUGCAAACAACCAACUAGAGCAGCGUGGCAUUCAAAUACUAAACAUAGAGGAAAGCCACACCAGCAUUUCAGAAUUGUCUUUAAAUAAAUGUAUAAUUCGUACCUUUCAAAGGCACAUUGGAAAAUUCAAAAUUGUUGGGAAAUGUCCUAAAUUUUACGUGCCUUUAUGUUUGAAUGCUCUCGUGGAUACUGGCCGGUUGUUUGCGCUUCACUGAGGACACGCGACUUCAUAGAAUGUCAAAUAAAACUAACUUCUGGUGUUUUCUCUCAAAAUGUCCCAAUUAUUAAAAUAUAAUCAAAAUUAAUUCAAAAAUCCGACUUAAUUUCUCAGAAAACUUAAAAAAAAAAAUAUAUAUAUAUAUUUGUAGAUGGCCUUAAUAUUCCAUUGUAAGUAAUACCUGGGGCUUUGUGAAAACUCCAGAUGUUUUUGGUCGGCGGUCCUCGUGCUCCACCAGUUCGGCUGGGUGUCUGUUCUGAGGUGUAGUUCAUGACAUCCACUUGUCGUUCCAGGUGCAAAGCCUGCCUGCCAGGAGGCUGGAAUGACUGGAACAAUAGGUGGAUGUAAGGGUGUAAUGAACUAUCUGGUAUCCCUGAUGACCUGUUUGACAACCACUGUUUUAGAGUAAACGGAUCAAUAGAAAAUGGUUGGAUAAUCACACACACACACAAGGACUAAGUUGUUCUUUUGCAAUUUGGAGAUAGUGGCAGUGUUUUGGCUAUCUUUUCCCGUUGUCCCUGUCAGGCAAACACGUACACAUUCUCGGCAGUAAUACGCACAACCCCUCAAGGUCCUUAGUCAUCUUGUUUUUGUCAAGAUAGGACCUUUGAGCUCCUUUUAUUUCCAGUCAUGCCAUGUCCCAUGGGGUCUCCAGACUGCUAACUUGGCAGGAACGGUAGCUCAACUGGUCGUACACCAAUGGACCUGGAAAUCUCAUACAAUUACAGUUAUGACCUGGCAUUUUUCUUGUUGGUUUCCCAACACCCACACUACUGAUUAUAGAAGACUGAUGAUGCUGUCUUUUACGUUAACAUUAUCCUUUGAACAGCGCGUCAGCUUCGUGAGUCAAAUACAUUGACAGUCCUUUUUUCUCUCUGUAAAAGGUCAUCUUAUGUGGAGCGGCCGUGACCUUCCAGAAACGUGUAGUGUGGAAACGGGAAGGCACGUUUGUCCUUCCAAGUUUUCUGCACCACACGUUCCACAAUGUGCAGGGUCAGCGGCAGUCAUGUGACACACAUACCAGGUUAAUAGUAAGCAGACUGCGACUUCAGUAUUAGAGAGAAAUUUCACAAAUGUUUAACCUGUUUUUUACGUUUUUAAUCACAAAAGCCACUAAUUGACAGAAAAGUCCAUAAACACAAUAAGUCCAGCCGAAACAUGACAGGGAUUUUAAAGUGUCAAGUUUAAUGAAGUUUCUGUUGGUGAUAUUUUCCAGUUGUUACUUGUCUUGAUAUUAAUAAACAAGCUGUAAAUAGGAACCCACACUAGACUUAAUUAUUUGCUUUGUAGAGAAGAGGUUAGCAGAUUUUCUGUGGGAACGCAUUUUUGUGUGUAAUUAGCCGGUGGGGGGAUUUGUGAGCAGGGGUGAGGACCAGCAGACAUAAUGCACAACAGCGAUAGGCAACAUGGUCCAGAAAGGUCCGGUGA